Messenger RNA from Mya arenaria, 8814 nucleotides. RefSeq names its product GRAM domain-containing protein 4-like. Lineage: Eukaryota; Metazoa; Mollusca; Bivalvia; Myida; Myidae. The transcript has 19 exons. Gene Ontology annotation, biological process: negative regulation of toll-like receptor 9 signaling pathway; apoptotic process. The coding region runs from base 180 to 2117 and encodes 645 amino acids. The record is from RefSeq and is a predicted model, not a curated record.
CAAAAAAGUAAACAAAAAACAAACUGAAAGUAGAAAUAUGUUUACAUUUUUUAACAAACAUUAUGGAAAUAAUUAGUGAUAUUAAGCUCAUUACUGGUAUAGAUACAUGUUCAUCAACUUUUCAAUCUAUAUGAGUAGAGUCAAAUCAUGAAGGAUUGGAGAGUCAUUAUAGUUAAACCAUGAGCCUGCGCAAGCGUUUACGAGCAAAGAUACAUGGCCAUCUACAUCAAGAUAACAAAAAGGACAUAAAACCAUUACCGGGCUUGGAUGAUCAGUUUUAUGACGUAAGUAGCGAAGGGUUAGGAGCCAUGGAUGACAGUGAAGACUCUGACACAGCCAGCGCCAAGAAGACUGUUGGCGGCAAAGUUGGUGCAAAAUCAUGUUUUUCUAGUGUCCGGGAACGACAGGCAUAUGAAGACCACCUGACACAGAUUCAGGAUCAGCUUGUGUCUGCUAUGAUUGAAAAUCAAUCACUGGCGGAACAGCUAUCCCAGUACAGAAGUGGCGCUGAGAGUCCCAUUAUGAUUAAACAACUUGAGACCCUCAAGAAAAGAAACAAAGAGCUUGAAAAAAUACUGAAGCUCAGGGAUUCUGUCACAUGGAGGGGAAUGCCAGACAGAUCCGCUGUAAGCCCUGAGGUCAGGUUGAGACGCCAGGUGCCUGAUACCACAACGCAGAAGGGUCAGCAAGAGUUGCGGAAUAAUAAUAAUGCUCCAGGCCAGCGGGAGUCACAGGAGUUACCCAUUGGUCAGAAACGAUCGCGUAUAGACCGUGUGUGGGAAUGGGUAAUAAACACCCUGUACAAUACAGCAGAAGAUUUCAGCGAGCUCACAAGGCCAGUGGUAGAACAGCCUAAGCCGGUACAGCCUCUCACCAUGAAAACCUUGAAAGAAAAUGUGAGAAGAUUCAAGGUUGCAGCCAAACCAUACAUGGACACAGUGAAGGGCAUACAGACCCUCAUGUUGUGGAAGUCGAGGUCUUAUACGUUUCUUGUUCUGUGUUUGUUGCUGUAUGUCUGCUGGCGUGGAUGGCUGUUGCCACUCUUGUUUUUCCUCGGGGUGUUUAGAAUGAUCAUCAACUACUUCCAAAAUAGAGGAUUUAACAUCAAUUUUGCUUACUUCCCGGUUACUGAAGAUGAAAAGGUUGAAGAUACAUUGGGAAUGUCGGAGAAAUUCAACCUGGUUAUAGAAGUUGCCACAAAAGUGCAGAAUGGCCUCGGGGCAGUUGCUGAUGGUCUUGAAAAGAUGAAGAAUCUGUUCACAUGGCGACACCAUGAGGGGGCGAGGAAAUUACUCAGUAUGUUGAUAAUGGGGUUUGUGAUGACAAUGUUUCUCCCUUCAACUAUACUAUGGAGAGUAGUAGGUGUUGGCAUGGUGGUGAAGCUGUUUAUAGUGAACAAGGUGUACAAUAUGUAUCCACGGAUACAGCGACGUUAUGACUCCAACCUACGCUUGUGGGAACAGUUACCUACAAACAGACAGUAUGACAGACAGCUGACGAGAGAGGAGAUGGACAAGUACAUCGUAGUCCAUUCAGAAUCCAGAUGUGAAGAAGAGACCUCUGUUUUGUCUGAUGAUUCUGAUGGCACCAGCAGUUCAAGCGAAGACAGCGAUGAUGAACAGUUCCGGGAGCUAUUUUCACUUCCUGUUUCUGAGAGUCCAAUCAAAGGCUGGUCACAUGGCAGGCGUACGGUUUUGGUUGGCAAGGAGCGAUGGAUAGUGACACUUCUUUCAAAAAAGAUGGGGAAACUUUACAUGACUAAAAGUUUCCUGUGUUUUGCGAGGGAGAAGUCACCUUCAGUGCGAAACAUUGUCAUACCCCUGCGGGAUAUUGUUUCUGUGGACAAGAUAAAGAUCAACCAGAGACUCCCGGGCCGAGGUAUGACGAUCCAGGUCGUCAUGAGGACAGACGGGAAAGACAAUGUUCUUCACUUUGGAGGUAUAAUUGGACGUGACGAGGUUGUCAAGGCGAUAGAGCAGGGCAUGGUUGCAGCCAAGCUGAACAAGCGAACGAGCGAUGGCUUUAGUCGCCGGUCCAUGUCAGCUGGUAGUUCAACAAGUUCACAGAACCUUAUACAAAACUUCACGUUUGGUGCCUACUAUGAAGACUCAGAAUGAAGAUAACAAGUAAUAGUGGCGCUGGUAAUUUCUCAAUGGGCUGUACACAUCAGCUGUUAGCUCAUCUAGUUCACAGAACCUUAUACAAAACUUAAAGUUUGGUGCUUACUAUGAAGACUCGGAAUGAAGCAAUCAAAAUAUUUUGUGACUAUUAAUUUCUCAAUUGGCUGUACAUAAUAGCGGUUAGCUCAUCUAGUUCACAGAGCCUAGUACAGAACUUUAUAUUCUGUGCUUAUUUUGGAGAUUCAGAAUAAAUGUGCCAGUAGUCAAGAGGUCAACAGCUCUGUGAGUGACUUAUGCCAAGAACUAGAUAAUCCACCUCACAUAAUUUGAUAUAGAAAAACUGACAUUGAGAACUUAAAUGAAGACUUAGAAAUGAAGAUUUGUGAUGUGGUGUCGUUGUGAAGUAUGUCUCCAUGUUUUGUGGUUGCUAUGACAACUCUGAAUGAAGAAAUAUCACAAAGUGGCUGUCAUGUUAUUGUUUUUCUUUUUGAAGGGAUUUUUUUUACAGGAGAUUUUACUUGUACAAAAAAAUUACAUCAUAUUUAUUUCUAAAACACCAUGUUUUUUUCAAUACAAAUUCACUUCUUUCCGACAAAGAGUGAUCAUUCAAUGUAUUUUCCAUUUUGAUGAGAGAAUCUACUUCAUUAUUUCUGACACAAAGCAGCAUUUCACACCACACAAAUGUUGUUUAAAUUGUAAUUGAUGUUAUUUUGCGUGGUAAAUAAGUUUAUGUUAAAUUAUAGUGUAUACAAUUUAAUUGAAACAGGUGCGAUUUGAAGCAUCUUGUGUGAUUUGAUCAAUAACGAUUUUUUUUAACUGAAAAGAUGUUGCAAAAUAUAUUUUCUGAACUUCAGCUGAAUAAUGAAAUACAUUUUCAUAGUUGAAGUUUACAUGAAUUGUUACUAUUUAAGAAGUUUUCCUCAGGUUGUGACAUUGUCUAGGUUUGUAAUAUUGUACAGCAACAGUUUUUUUAAACCUAUCCAUUUGUUAUUGUUAUUGUUAUUGGAAGAUUGUAAUAUUUUGUAUGAAUUACAGUGUUAUUUUGUAUAGUUUUAUGUUUUAGUCAGACUGGUAUAUUUUGUAGGCUCAAUUUUAGCUGUUUUUUAUGUAACCAAAUAUAAAUAUAUAUAGAGAGAUUUUCUGAAAAUUGGCAAAACAUAUCAAAGUGGUAAGAAAAAUAAAAUGAUAGAAAAGAAAAUUGCUAGUAUUUCCAUGAGAGCAAGAUGGUCUAGGUCAGCUACCAUGGACCAUAUCCAUUUCACCAUGAUAGAGAGAUAGUCUUGUAGGGCUGUAUGUAACAUAUAACAAAUACUGCUAUUUAGGCGGAAUUUGUCAACAUUGUACCAAAAAUUGUCAACAUUUGAAUGUUUAAUGUCAGUACAAAAUGUUUGUUAGUUAUAAAGGCCCAACCCUCAUCAUUUUCACUAAAUAUUUGUCACAUUACUAUUUCAUGAAAACUUUUACAGAUGUUUACAAUGCAGAGACUGGAUAUUUUUAGUGCUACAUGGGAAAUUUAUGAUCUCUUGAGUAUGCAGGGUGGAAUUUGUUUUAUUCUGUUCUGUUGUUUUGUGAUCAGUCAUAACCCAGUCUUAAAAAAAGCAAUUCCACAAAAACCUACCUACCGACCUUUUGACCUACUGACCCAUUAAAAAAGUCUUGGGUGGUCCUCAGCAAAGCUUAAAAUCUUUUAAGGAUGGAUUAAUAGUACUCACUUAGUCAGUAUACCAGCAUAUACAGUCAUGUUAAGUACUUUAAGUAAAAUCUGUCAUUAAGUUUGUCAUCGAGUAAUUUUCCCAUGCAGUGUUGCAUAGAGAGCUAGUUGCUGAUGCAUUCACAAAAAGUCUACUGUUCAAGUUCAAUUCAUGCAGAAAAUUUUUUGAAGAUAUAUUAUACAAGUAUAUUAUAUCUUCCAUAAAUGUGUCCCUUAAAUGUACAUAUAAAGUCGAUCGGUGUGUAAUUAGUGUAAUUUAAUCAAAAAUCCAGUUUUAUGACGUCAGCUGUCCAUAUCAUAUUUUUGGCCGGUCCAGACCUCGCCAAAAAUUAUAUGGACAACUGACAUAUACAUGGUGAGUACGACUUGCGAUUUUCACAACGGCGAACAAUUAUCGCUAUUAAACACAUCAAAAGCACGUUCAAAAUAUUGAAUGUUAAUAAAAAAUGUUCGGUAUAAUAUAACGAACAUAACACAUGACUUUGGGCCAUAUGGCAUUAUAAGGACCGGCUAGUCAGCCCCCGAAGGUGAUUAUGGACCUCGGCUAACGUCUCGGUCCAUAUACACCUUCGGUGGCUGACUGGCCGGUCCUUAUAAUGCUAAAUGACUCUCAGUUGUGUGUUAUAUUUCUUAAUUAGGGUUCAAGCUCAUGUCUCUGCCAAUGUGUUUGAAGGAGAGAUUCACAAUUUAACAGUUAGAAGACCUCUGAAAAUCCAUUAAGCAGAUCACAACUACCAAAGAUCCAUUUUGUAAUGAAAAAAAAACACAUACAAAAUUCCUUUAAGCCAUGAAUUCAUAAUUGGUUUUAUUGAAUGGUAUAUUUAGAAGCUUGCACAUUCACUGCUGUAAGUAUAGAGGCAUUUGAUAACCGUUCUGUGCUGAACACUAAGCUUUUUAUUUUUGGUUUUCUUAACGAUAAGUCGGAGUUUUACAAUGCACUGAAAAUAAACAAAAACCUUUGAAUGAAAUAAGGGAUGGAUGGUCUUUAGUCCAAUGAAAAUGGUUGAGUUGUUGUUGUUUUUUUAUGAUUAUUUUAUAACUUGAUACAUAUUUUUAGCUCGACUAUUCGAAGAAUAUGGAGGGCUAUACUACUCACCCAAGCGUCGGCUUCAGCGCCACACCUUGGUUAAGGUUUUGCAUGCAAGCACACAUAGGUUAAAAUCUCAGCAACUACAUGAGGUAUUGCAUUGAGACUUGAUACAAUGGUACUCAACCGUCCAACCUACUUAAUUAACCAAGUUAUAUAACUCUAGUUUGCAUUAAAUUCAAAUAAUGGCCCCUUUUUUGACAUAGAAAUUCUGGUUAAGGUUUUGCAUGUAACCACUUUUAAGUCAAUACCUCAGCGAAUACAUCAUGUAUUGCAUUGAAACUUUACACACAGGCUCCCAAAUAUUUAACUUUCUUCUUUUAAUUAAGUAAGAUAACUCUAUCUUUCAUAUUAUAUAAUUUUUGCCCCUUUAUUAUGCAACUUAGAAAUUCUAGUUAAGGUCUUGCAUGUUAGCACACAUUUGAUAAUAUCUCAGCAACUACUUGAUGUAUUGCAUUGAGACUUUAUACAAUGGUUUCAAUCACUCAACGUUAUUGCAUAACCAAAUAUAGAUAACUGUAUUUUGCAAAUAAUGGCCCUUUAUGUCUUAACUUUCUUGACUUAAAAAUUCUGGUUAAAAUUUUCCAUGUAACCACAUUUAUGUUAAUAUCUCAGCACAUUAUGUAUUGCAUUGAAAUUUAAUCUAACAGUGAUCCAUGCAAGUUUCGCCAAAACUUUUCAAUCCUAACACUGAAAAGCGGCGGAAUAGUUGAGCGCGCUGUCUCUGUGACAGCUCUUGUUUUAUUAUAUUGUUUGCAUUCAAACUGAACUGUUUAUAACAACUCCCAAUAUAGAUUAAUACAAUAUAUAUUGAUUCAUAUAGAAAAUUUACAUAUAUGUCUUACAAAAUUUUGUACAUUCCAAAAUAUAUUAUAAAACAAACGUAAGAAGUUUGUUCACUAAAGUUUUAUUGUGUAUUUGCUUGCAAUGCUUAUGCUAGAAAAUUAGUAAAUAGAGUAUUCUUAUAUUUGCAUUUUGAGGUUUUUAAUUUUGAAUCAUGUUUGGUCAACAUCACAAGUCAUUAUUUUUCAUCUGCUUAUGUAUCACAAGUAAGACAAUCAUGUAUUUUAUAAAAAAAUAAAUAAUAUUCUAACAGUGUAAUAUAUCUGAUUCAUUUAUCUUCUAUUUCAACAUGUAUUUUGUUUUGAAACCCUUUGGUUGGAUAUCGCUUGGCUCGGUUCCUCGUUGGCUUGGACUGGAUGUUGAGGACAGAUUUUGUUUUACUCUUUAUAAGGAUGUGCGCUUCGCUCGAUACUCGUGUGGCUUGUAGUAUUUUGUCUGGUCAAUGAGAUAUCGAGCCAAUGGGUUUCGACUGUAUAUAAUUAUUUAAACAAGUUGUUUAAUAAGUUUUUUAAUAAUUAUAUUAUUUACAUGAUAGAUUGGUUUAAAAGAAUGAAUUUAAUUUUAUAUAUUUGUAAAAUGCAGAUAAUUGUAUUCAUUUGUUUACAUGAUUAUUAUAUAUGAAUUGGGCUUUUAUAUAUUUGUAAAAUGCAGAUAAUGGGAUUCAUAUGUUUACAUUAAAGUUUAAAUAGAAUGGACUUUUAUAUAUUUGUAAAAUGCAGACAAUUGCAUUGUUUUAACCAUGUGCCAUAAGUCAUGUUUUUCCUCGGUUAUUCAUUGGUGACAUAUGAGAAUACAUAUUAUUUUAUGGUGUAAGGUACUAUUGUAUUUUUGACUGAAAUACUCCACACCUUAACACAUCAUAUUUUUCACUUGUCUUUAAUUUUAUACUCAAAUAUUUAAAAAAUUUGCAUUAUUCAUAUUUGUUUUACACUUUUUAUAAAAUAUAUUCAAGAAUUAAGGGAUUGAUUGUACACAUUAGAUUGUACACAUAUUUUGGGUAUUCUUUUAAAGUGACUCGCUCAUGUUUUUGGACCAAAAGUUAGUUUUCCCGGUAAUGCAUCUGAAAACACUUAUUUUAUCAUUAUUUUACUCUAUGAUAUCGAAAUUGCAGAAAAAAAGAGUUAUAGCAUAAAAAAAGUAUUUUGGUUUUAGUGGGGUUCCAACCCAUGCCAGUAAAGUCAAGAAAAAAACUAGAAAACAGCCGGCUAGUCCACACAGCCACCGGGACUUUAACAAAAGUGGUGGAUAUGUUGACGAAAAAACAGUUAAGGAUACAUUUAUAACAUCACGUGAUAAUGUCAAUCAACCAAUCAUAAAAACACCACAGCCGUAAUUAAUUUUCUUCAAAGACGAUAUGUGAGCAAAUAUCAACAGUUGCUGAAGGGUUCCAGCUUUUGGUAUAUUUGUUUUAACACUCCUUAUGAUUUGCCUCACUUUAUUGUGUAAUUAAAAAAAAUGCAUUUUACAAACCAUGAGUGAGUCACUUUAAAUAUUUGAAAAAGUAUUAAAUACCAAGCCCUGUCUUUAGGUGUUGUGAAAUAUUAUGAUUGAUAAAAUUACGCCCAGGGAUGUCAUUCAAUAUGCGACUUAAGUCAAUCCUAUGGUCAUACAUCAUUGACUUCAUUCACUGUAUAGGUCAGUUAUUUAUAACAGCAAAUCCGAUUGACUACAUCAUUCUUAGUUCCAAAUAUGACAAAUAUUGAAAACGCACCCCGACAUCCUGUUGGUUAAUCAAUUCAUGCCCCCCCGGACAUUUUUUAAAAUUUUACAUUGUUACACACAUGUUCCAUUACAUGUACAAUAUAUGUGUAGGUUUUUUAUGUGUACUUUUUAUUCUGUUUUUGUUUCAUCACUAUAUGUGUAGAUUUCAAAGCAUAUGAAGGUUGUAAGAAAUAAAAAAAAACAUGGAAACAUUUAAGACAUUCUCGUACACUAGAGCGAUUAUGCUAUUCCCUAAUUUCAUCAUUAUCAAUAUCAGAUGAAGCAGAUGAUUUUAGAACAAUAAUGAUAUUUUUACCAAAAUAUAAGUUUACUUAGAGUUCUGAUUAUAACUUUGUGUCUUUGAUAAAUCAAUUAAAGAAUGUGUGUAUGAUUUAAUAUGGAAGAAAUUUAAUGCUUAGAUGCAAUUUUGUGUGUAGAAAUAAAAUAGCAUUCUCAUUCAUUAAAGGUUUAAUAACAAUAAAUCUAUUAACUAAAUGUAUGGUACGCAUAGCAUCAUCACUCUGGUGAACGAGAAUGUAAAAUAGUCAAUCUGGAUGGUUAUUAAAGCUGCACUAGCUCUCACAGAUAUACCUUUUUUACAAUUUUUUUUUUAUUUUUAGUCUUUAAAAGAGCAGAUUUUUGCGUAAAUAUCUGCAAACCAAUGAUAAAAGAUCAGGUCGCAGAUUUUCAUAUUUCCGUUCGAAAAAUCUGUGAUCUAAUUUUUUGACAGCAGUCUUAUAUAACUGGUUUCCAUGCAUUUUCGCAAAAGAAUGGCUUGUUCCAAGACAAAAAAACCCAAAAAGUCAAAUGUUCAAUCUGUGAGAGCGCAGCUUUAACAUAAAGAUGACAUUGUAGUUUGCAAUUAAAGAUACCUACAUGUACCAACAUAGCAAAACCUGCGUGCAUAUUAUGUAAGCUAUAGUCAAGUGGAUCGUUUUGUAGUUUUGUACCGAUAUUUGUCAUUUCUGAGGUAUGUACGCCCAUCUUUUGAAAGGUGACAAAUUGCAUCCUUUAAUACAACAAAUAUUUCACCUGCUAUUUGCUUUUUUUGCUCUAUGCUAGCUUGACUGAUGUUUUACUGCUUUGACAUAAUUUAUGGUCACAAAAAGUUGCAUACACAACUUAAUGAUUAUGGAGUAUCUUUGUUUUUAUUUCUACUACAACAAUAUCCCUAUUAAUGUAAAAAGCUCCUUAAACAUGUUUGAACUUAUUUGAAAAUGUAUUUUUUAUGUUAAUAAUAAACUUUAAUAAUCCAUGAAAUGUGGGUACUUUUAUGUAAGAAACAUAGUUUUAGAAUAAGUUUUUUUGGAAUGACUAUGAUGAUCAGGGCUGGUGUAUUAAAGACAUUUUCA